GACGCGCCCCCAUCCCAAAUGACUCAUACACUUUGAUGCGUCCGUACGUUUUCUCAUCCGUCCGGAGCACCAACACUACUCCCCUCAUCUGUUCCGUUGCAGUCACACCCACCUCCUUCUUGUCCCGCAGUAGCGGCAACAGCAGGAAGAUUUUCGAGAGAAUCGCAUCAGCGUCAGCAUCACUUUCUUGGUCGUCAUCAUCUGUGGUUAGGAAGAUCCAAUUCCAUGACUUUUCGUAUUCGACACCCAAAUUUGAAGGCUUUUUGGUGAAGAGGAGAUUCAGUGUCCGAUCGACUACACAGGUUUCUGAUUCGGGUUCCAUCGAUUCCCCCAUGAUGCAGUCCAUGCAAAAGAAGAUCAAGGAACAGCUAAACGCGGAUGAGGUCAUUGUCAGGGAUGCUUAUGGAGAUGGUCGACAUGUCAGCAUUGAUGUUAUCUCCUCUGCGUUCGAGGGACAAUCUGCCGUGAAUAGGCAGAGAAUGGUGUACAAAGCUAUAUGGGAAGAACUCCAAAGCACCGUACAUGCAGUUGAUCAGAUGACUACUAAAACUCCUGCUGAAGCAGUGGAAAGCUGGUGAAAUGCAGCUGAGAUAUAAAGACAAUCCAUUAUGACCUUCAUCCUUCAUUGCUUUCUAGUAAGAAAGCUUGACCAGAUUUUUAUUCUGUCUUUGAUAUUUAGCAUAGAUUUCGCGGAACAGUCAGCACCAGCCAUAUACCAUGAACCAAUAAGAAACAUGUCUUAAUGCAUCAAUGGUUUCAAUUCCUUUUUGGUGAUAGAAUUAUGUUUACUAUAACAAGGUGAUGGAUGGAACUUAUAACACUUGAAUGGGUCCCCUCCCCUUUUCAAGAAUUAUUUUAACA
Messenger RNA from Magnolia sinica, 861 nucleotides. RefSeq names its product protein BOLA4, chloroplastic/mitochondrial-like. NCBI's taxonomy places the organism in Eukaryota, Viridiplantae, Streptophyta, Magnoliopsida, Magnoliales, Magnoliaceae. The record is from RefSeq and is a predicted model, not a curated record. Bases 36 to 578 code for a protein of 180 amino acids. The transcript has 3 exons.